Molecule: messenger RNA, 3716 nt
Organism: Alosa sapidissima (American shad)
Lineage: Eukaryota; Metazoa; Chordata; Actinopteri; Clupeiformes; Clupeidae
Gene: anxa11b
Product: annexin A11b
Exons: 15
Coding region: 166-1632 (488 amino acids)
Biological process (GO): phagocytosis; cytokinetic process
Cellular component (GO): cytoplasm
Molecular function (GO): calcium ion binding; calcium-dependent phospholipid binding
Source: RefSeq, a predicted model, not a curated record
AUUGAGGUAGAUUCACGGGAAGGGUGUUUACAUUAGAGUAGACCAUUACAGAAGGACCCACCCACGCACGUCAACAGUCAAUCACUGACUGUAGCGCAGCUUACUCUUCCUGACUCUCGUCUCCGCAGUGAAGGUGGGCUACAUAUUUCAAACAAGAUCCCUGCUAUGAGUUACCCCGGAUACCCCCCUCAGUCUGGCGGCUACCCCCCACAGCAAGGGGCCUACCCACCACAGCCCGGUGCCUACCCACCCCAGGCAGGGGGCUAUCCUCCUCAGGCUGGAGGUUACCCACCCCAGCCCGGUGCCUAUCCACCCCAAGCAGGGGGCUAUCCUCCUCAGGCCGGUGGCUACCCACCUCAGGCCGGUGGCUACCCUCCCCAGGCUGGGGGUUAUCCGCCCGCUGCAGGCGGUUUCCCACCCCAGGCUGGUGGAUAUCCACCCCAGCAGGGUGGCUAUCCCUCCAUGCCUCCUGCCGCAGGUGGGUGGGGUGGUGCGCCAGGAUAUGGAGCACCAGGAGGAGCCAUGCCCCAGGGAUACCCAGGAGCCCCUGCCCCAGGACAGCAGCCUAUGCCAGGCUAUCCAGGAGGGCCUGCACCUGUGCCCAAUCCCUCCAUGCCAGGCUAUGGAGGUGGUGCCCCGCCUGGUCCAUCCACCCCAGCUGUGCCCGCCAUAAGUAAAGGAUACCGGGGCUCUAUGAAGGACUUCCCCGGGGCAGAUCCACUGAGAGAUGUUGAGGUUCUCAGGAAAGCCAUGAAAGGAUUCGGCACUGAUGAGAAUGCCAUCAUUGAACUUCUUGGAAGUCGUACCAUUAAGCAGCGGGCGCCAUUGCUGGCAGCUUACAAAACCACUUAUGGGAAAGACCUUCUGCGUGACUUGAAAUCUGAGCUCACUGGAAACUUUGAGAACCUGGUGCUGGCAAUGGUGAUGCCCCCAGCCAAGUUUGAUGCAGCUGAGCUGAGAGAAGCCAUCAAGGGAGCUGGAACUGAUGAAGCUUGUCUUAUUGAGAUCCUGUCGUCCCGCAACAAUGAAGAGAUCCGACAGAUCAACCAGAUCUAUAAAGCAGAGUACGGCAAGUCUCUGGAGGACGCGAUCAGCAGUGACACCUCAGGACAUUUCCGCAGGCUCCUGAUCUCCCUCUCUCAGGGUAACCGUGAUGAGAGAGAAAAUGUGGACAUCUCUCUGGCAAAGCAGGAUGCCCAGAAACUGUAUUCGGCUGGAGAGAACAAAGUGGGAACGGAUGAGUCCCAGUUCAAUGCCAUCCUGUGUGCCCGCAGCAAGCCCCACCUGAGAGCAGUCUUCCAUGAGUACCAGCAGAUGUGUGGGCGAGAGAUUGAGAAGAGCAUAUGCAGAGAGAUGUCUGGGAAUCUGGAGGAUGGCAUGGUUGCUGUGGUGAAGUGCAUCAAGAACACGCCUGGUUAUUUUGCUGAGAGGCUCCACAAAGCCAUGGCGGGGGCAGGCACAAAGGACCGCACUCUGAUCCGGGUCAUGGUGUCCCGCGCCGAGGUGGACAUGCUGGACAUCCGACAGGAGUACCUUCGCCAGUAUGGGAAGUCCCUCUACAAUGCCAUCUCUGGUGACACCUCUGGUGACUACAAGAAACUUCUGCUGAAGCUUUGUGGAGGAAGUGACUAAAGGACUGACAGGACACUGCUGACACAACUGGACUACGUGGCAAUCAGUGUAAUCAAUCAAGCAUAAUUUUAGUAUCAUGCAAUACUAUAUAUAUACAUAUAUAUAUGUGUGUUUUGUGUUAUUAAUAGCCAACAAUUCAUGCAUACGCGCAUGUCGGGUCAUUUAGAUGUUUUUAUUUUUAACACAUUUUUAUUCAAUUUUUUUAUGUUAAAUUAUUUCAAUUGGUUUCCAGCAAAUGUAAGACACUUACAAGUUUAACAUAUUUUGUUUAGUUUUUAUAGAAGAAUUAUCAGAUCCUGUGGUGUGUCAAACUAGCAGUUUUUUUUCCCCCAAAAUUAUUUUAUACUAGAAUUUAGAAUUUAACUUUGCCCUGCAGCUAAUAGCCAAAUAUUUCCAAGUAGUACAUUUUUCAUUUUUCCAUUGAAUUUCACAUUUCCAAUACUUGGAUACUACUUGUCACUUGAAUGUCCUUUAUGUUUGUCAUGGUGCUGAUUAAUGUCUCUGCUCUUAUAUGAAGGUUAUUUUCAUGUCAUGUUAACAUAGGAAAACACAGCAUUGGGUAAAAUGACACUUUUUUUUCAAAUUCAAAGUGUAAACUAUAGCCUACUUAUUUUCUAAGUUUGAGAACGGUAGAAUAAGCGUUGCUGAGUGACAUUUGUAUUGACCCCCUGAAUAUUUCAUUUACAAUAGAAAGUAAUAAUGUAGCCUAGAAUGAAAUGCAGUUAACAUGAAGGGUUGCAUUGGGUUUUACAGUGGCAUCAAAUGUGAUUCAGUCCAUCAUAAUCAAGGACCAGAGCUAUCUGUUUUAGAGCGUAGAGCAGGAAUAGUUCUCAACAGUAUAUCAGAAAUAUAUUUUUAACAAGGUGUGUGCACCCAGCUUUAAGUACAGUAAACUAUAUUGCCCUACAGUGUCUCAAAUAAAUGUACACAUUUCAUAACAUAUCAGCCUGCCAUGUAUGUUUUCGUGCCAUUACUUGCAUUACUCUCAUCUCCAUUGCCUGUGACCUAGAAAAUCAUGUCUUUUUUUCAUGUCCAGUAUAGGGUGCAUACGUGUCAUAUCCUGCUUACCACGCCUUCACGCUGACUUGCUAUGUACAUGUUCUGUGUUCUAAUUCUGUGCUAACCUGUGCCUUGUUUUCCUACUAAUGCUAGCUAUGCUCAUGUUACUAGCAGUGCCUUCUAUAACAUUAACUUGACAAUUAACCACUAGCAUGUGUUCGUAAUGCAUGUUGGGUAGAGUUUGAUCUCAUGUACCAGUAAUCAAUAUGAGAUAAUCAAAUAAAAAAGUGAAGUUUUCAGACAAUGUAAUGCGUGCAAGCGUAUGUUAUCUCAAUUAUUUAAUCACAAAAGAUCAUGUAUUUUCUAGUUGUUUUUGAAAGACUGCUGAACUAAUGUUACUAAUGUGAGGUCAUGGUCAAUAUGAAUGUUCUGCCUCUUUCCCCUCUAACCAAACAACCACUUCGCUAAAUCAUUGGAAAUUGUUUCUUUUAGAAAGUACCACUUCCCUUCCAGAGAAGCUUUCAAUUUUUCCGAAUUCAGAUCCAUCUACUUUUGAUGUAAAAUGAGCUGACAUGCUGAAUGUCAAUCAAGAAAUCUCUGUACCAUCAAACUCUAUAAUUACAAUCAGUGAACUUAUUUUAACAUCACCCAGACUUGUGAACUGAAGAGACCAUUAAAAAUGUCUACAUUUGUAUCCAUUAAAAAUGGAUUAGGAAUGUUGAAUUUUGCAGUGAAGGAAUGAUGUAAUGGAUUGCCAUUUUGUUGUCCCUUUUGACUGUAUUACACAUUUCACUUUGUAUGAUAUGGUCUACUAAAUACUAUCCCUAAUUCAUCAUAUGCAAUUAGAUAAGUCACUGGAUUGUGUUGAUGUUCUUGCACAUAUCAUUUGUACUUAAAUUGUAUCAGAUUGUAAGUUACAAGUUGAAGCAAUCCAAUUUAAUAUUGUCAAAAGUAUAUUGUCAGAGGUAGCCUAUAUCUUUCAUAAAGUAUACACUGAUUAUGUAGCCUAUGAGUGUUUCCUUUCUACUGCAUAAUUCUGAUUGGUUGAUGUGUAUUGGUUGAAAUAUAUACACUGUCCAGUGUCA